This is a messenger RNA of Mastomys coucha (southern multimammate mouse), 2254 nucleotides long. RefSeq names its product RANBP2-type and C3HC4-type zinc finger containing 1 (gene Rbck1). The record is from RefSeq and is a predicted model, not a curated record. NCBI's taxonomy places the organism in Eukaryota, Metazoa, Chordata, Mammalia, Rodentia, Muridae. Bases 222 to 1748 code for a protein of 508 amino acids. The transcript is spliced from 13 exons. Gene Ontology annotation, biological process: protein linear polyubiquitination; proteasome-mediated ubiquitin-dependent protein catabolic process; positive regulation of canonical NF-kappaB signal transduction. Gene Ontology annotation, molecular function: ubiquitin binding; ubiquitin-protein transferase activity. Gene Ontology annotation, cellular component: LUBAC complex.
CUCCAAGAGCUGGGAGCUGUCUGGAGUGAUCCGCCAAGGGGAGAUCAUGGGCACCUAGGCCGAGUGUCUCUGGUUUGCCCAAACCAUUUGUGGAGCGUGAGUGCCAGGAACAGUCUAGAGGCCUGCCCCGGCUAGUGACCCUGCACAGUCUCGGGUUACUCCAAAGUAGCGUUUCCCGGAAGCAGCAGCCCUUUCUGAGGGGAUGGGCGCAGCCAGGCCAGAUGGACGAGAAGACCAAGAAAGCAGAGGAGAUGGCCCUGAGCCUUGCCCGGGCUGUGGCUGGAGGAGAUGAACGGGCUGCUAUCAAGUAUGCCACCUGGCUGGCAGAGCAGAGGGUGCCCCUCAGGGUGCAAGUAAAACCCGAGGUCUCCCCAACACAGGACAUCAGGCUUUGUGUGAGUGUGGAGGAUGCUUACAUGCACACCGUCACCAUUUGGCUCACAGUCCGCCCUGAUAUGACAGUGGCCUCCCUUAAGGACAUGGUAUUCCUGGACUAUGGCUUCCCACCCAGCCUGCAGCAGUGGGUGGUUGGACAGAGGCUGGCACGAGACCAGGAGACCUUGCAUUCACAUGGCGUUCGGCGGAAUGGAGACAGUGCCUAUCUCUACCUGCUGUCAGCUCGCAACACAUCACUCAACCCGCAAGAGCUGCAGCGGCAGCGGCAGCUGCGCAUGUUGGAAGAUUUGGGCUUCAAGGACCUCACCCUGCAGCCACGGGGCCCCUUGGAGCCUGUCCUUCCCAAGCCCAAGACCCACCAGGAGCCGGGGCAGCCAGACGCCGCCCCAGAGUCACCACCGGUGGGCUGGCAGUGCCCUGGCUGCACUUUUAUCAACAAACCCACACGGCCUGGGUGUGAGAUGUGCUGUCGUGCAAGGCCUGAGACCUACCAGAUACCUGCUUCGUACCAGCCUGACGAGGAAGAGCGAGCACGCCUGGCUGGUGAGGAGGAGGCGCUGCGCCAGUACCAGCAGCGGAAACAGCAGCAGCAGGAGGGGAACUACCUGCAGCACGUGCAGCUGGAGCAGAGGAGCCUGGUGCUGAACACCGAACCUGCUGAGUGCCCUGUGUGCUACUCAGUGCUGGCACCCGGCGAGGCUGUGGUGCUGCGUGAGUGUCUGCACACCUUCUGCAGGGAGUGUCUGCAGGGCACCAUCCGAAACAGCCAGGAGGCGGAGGUAUCCUGCCCCUUCAUUGACAGCACCUACUCAUGCCCUGGCAAGCUGCUGGAGAGGGAGAUCCGGGCGCUCCUGUCCCCUGAGGACUACCAGCGUUUCUUGGACCUGGGUGUGUCCAUCGCAGAGAACCGAAGCACCUUGAGCUACCACUGCAAGACUCCGGACUGCAGGGGCUGGUGCUUCUUUGAGGAUGAUGUCAAUGAGUUCACCUGUCCUGUGUGCACCCGUGUCAACUGUCUGCUCUGCAAGGCCAUCCACGAGGGCAUGAAUUGCAGGGAGUACCAGGACGACUUGGCCCUACGGGCUCAGAAUGAUGUCGCUGCCCGGCAGACAACAGAGAUGCUAAGGGUGAUGCUGCAGCAAGGUGAGGCCAUGCACUGCCCACAGUGCCGGAUUGUGGUGCAGAAGAAGGAUGGCUGUGACUGGAUCCGCUGUACAGUCUGCCACACUGAGAUCUGCUGGGUCACCAAGGGUCCACGCUGGGGCCCUGGGGGCCCAGGGGACACCAGUGGUGGCUGCCGCUGCCGGGUCAAUGGGAUUCCAUGCCACCCAAGCUGUCAAAACUGCCACUAAGUCAAAGAUGGUAGCUCUCAUACUGACCCAGCCCCACAUGUAUAGCAGCGUAUAACAUCAGGGCUAGGCCAGGAUUUUUAGCUCUGGUUUGGCCACCAUACCUUUAAGCUUGGUAAGGGAGAAAGCCUGAGCUGUACUGCAGUCUGAUUGCUGUGUUACAAGAACCCAGCUGAGCUGAUGUCAGUUGCACUGCCUCUGUUGCUUCAAGAGGUUGCUGACCAGACCUCACGGCCCUGCGCUAGAUACCCUUACUAGCCACCAGCCUUAAUUAAACACAGCCUUGGCCUGAGUCCUGGCUGGCUAGUGCUCUGAACGUCUGAGUGACUAUUUCCCCUGAGCUUGCUCCCUGAGGACCCACAGCCUCAUCCUUUGCCUUGCUGGCUUUCUGGGCACUCCUUAAAGCUGAUGCAACUUCAUUCAGGACCCAGGUAGAUUAGUAGGUCAGGAAAGCCCACAGGGUCCAGCUCUGCAUCCCCCCCAAGUGAAUUAAAGUGGUUUUCCGAGAA